Messenger RNA from Pogona vitticeps (central bearded dragon), 1128 nucleotides. NCBI's taxonomy places the organism in Eukaryota, Metazoa, Chordata, Lepidosauria, Squamata, Agamidae. The record is from RefSeq and is a predicted model, not a curated record.
AUGGGUGCCCCUUUUCGGGUCGGGCAGGGAGCGGCGGGGGCAAGGACAUCUAGGGGGGAUGAACUGUGGGAGCAAUCAGCAGCUAGGCUGCCUUCAACAGACGGACCUUCUCUCUCAUCUUCAGCUGCCACUCCCGUUCAGGACUUCAGCUGUGAGGGCAAGGCCACGAGGGCUCCCAUCAAGACACCGCUGCAAGCAGCAGAAGCAAAAUAUAAGGCGGGGAAAGAAGAGCAGUGCAAAGGGGAAGGAUCUGACCCCAAGGCUUCAUCGCAGGCAACGAAGAAUGGGUUAGCUGGCUGUGAUGGAGGCAACUGCCCUCCGAAGAAGGAAGUUGAAGGAGUUGUGGAAUCAUGCCAACAAGAAAACACAAAUGUCCUACCUGGUAGGCAGGACUGUUCGCUGCUUCUUGGUUGCCAAACAAGCCUGGCUAACCAGGAAAGUCAGAGGAAGCCAUAUCUCUCUGCAAAAUCCCACGCGAAUAUUCUGAGGAAAGGAGCGACCACGACACACGCUUCAUCAUCAAAGGCGGAAUGUAUCGGUGUACCUGGAGCCUUCGGCUGCAAGGAUCACCAGACAACAAGACCGAAUAUAGAAGAGGAGAAGUCAGAAGUCACCCUCUCCACAUCUUUUCAAUCAAAGCAGUUCUUUAAAGGGCAUGAAUGUGUGAACAGCAAAGGGUUAGAAGACCCCGGCACGAAAACUGAGCAAAACGCAGAGAAGGAAAAGCCACUGGUGGUCAUGCGGGAGAAACCUUGCAGAGAAACCGAAGAUGAACGUCUCAAGAGACUGUCUGUCCACAAGGAGGAGAUCAUGAAAGGCAACGUUAAGGAAGCCAUGGAGAUAUUUGAGAACCUGAGGAAACAAGAGGCACUCCAAGAAAUUCUAACCCGAGUGAAGGAGUUUGAGGAGGAGACCUCUAAAGUGGAUGUGAAAGCACUGAGAAGUUUGUUUGAGGAUGUCCCGGAUUGGGUUGGGCAUCACAACGUUCACCAAACGAAGCAUCCCAAGUUGGAGAAGCCCGAGCAAAUGAGGGAAGUCAAGGAAGAGACGGACAGCGUUUCCUCUGUGGAGUUAGCUUUCGAAGAUCUAGAAUCAACAACCUUGGAUAUGCAGAUGAUACCACUCUGA